Molecule: messenger RNA, 627 nt
Organism: Pyrus x bretschneideri (Chinese white pear)
Lineage: Eukaryota; Viridiplantae; Streptophyta; Magnoliopsida; Rosales; Rosaceae
Product: stress-response A/B barrel domain-containing protein At5g22580
Exons: 2
Coding region: 43-405 (120 amino acids)
Source: RefSeq, a predicted model, not a curated record
CAUUUUUCAGCUUCAUGUGCAGUAGAACUAGCAAAAAACAUUAUGGGGGAGUUCAAGCAUUUGGUGAUUGUUAAGUUCAAGGAAGAUGUGGUGGUGGAGGACAUUUUGAAAGAUCUGGAGAAAAUGGUUGCUGAGAUUGAUGCUGUUAAAUCAUUUGAAUGGGGACAGGACUUGGAAAGCCCAGAGAUGCUUAGGCAAGGGUUUACCCAUGCCAUCUUGACGACAUUCGAUAAGAAGGAAGAUUAUACUGUGUUUGUUGGCCACCCUAAACAUCAAGAAUUUUCAGCAACAUUUUCAACAGUUCUAGAAAAGAUUGUGCUGCUUGAUUUCCCGGCUACUCUCGUCAAGCCACCACCCAAGGCACCGGCGGAGGAACCACCAGCUACCCUGAAUGAUCAGAAGUAACUUAAAAAUUGCAAAACUUUGUACCCAAUAGAACGGAAUAUGAUGAAGUAUGCUGCUUCUGCUUGUGUGUGUGUGUAGUUUUUAGUUCUUUUUUCUAUUAAAAUUAUGGAUUCUGUUUAAUUAUGGCGAUGUCAAUGGUUUUUAAUGUAAUUUCAACUUGUGUGAAACUACGUUAUGGUCAUUUUGCCUCUCUUGAGGAUUCAUGAAAGCACAUGUAGCUUA